AUGCCUGAUGGGACGGUAUUUGAAGAUGGGACCUUUGGAGCUGGACCUGUGAUCUGCAGAAUGCUGAGUUAUCCCCCAACUCGCCGAGCGUUAAUUGUGGGUUGUGGUCUACAAAUGUUCCAACAGCUCUCAGGCAUUAACACCAUCAUGUACUACAGUGCAACCAUUCUGCAGAUGUCUGGUGUUGAAGAUGAUAGACUGGCAAUAUGGCUGGCUUCCGUUACAGCCUUCACAAAUUUCAUUUUCACACUCGUGGGUGUCUGGCUUGUUGAGAAAGUGGGCCGCAGGAAACUCACAUUUGGUAGUUUAGCAGGUACCACUGUAGCCCUCAUUAUUCUUGCUUUGGGAUUUCUGCUAUCAGCCCAGGUUUCUCCACCCAUCACUUUUAAGCCAAUAUCUCCUUUAGGUCAGAACACUACUUGCACAAGAUACAGUUACUGUAACGAAUGUAUGUUGGAUCCAGACUGCGGGUUCUGUUAUCAGAUGAAUAAAUCAACCGUCAUUGACUCCUCCUGUGUUCCAGUUAAUAAAGCAUCCACAAAUGAGGCAUCCUGGGGCAGGUGUGAAAAUGAAACCAAAUUCAAAACAGAAGAAGUAUUUUGGGCUUACAAUUUCUGCCCUACUCCAUACUCCUGGACUGCACUUUUGGGCCUUAUUUUAUAUCUUAUUUUCUUCGCACCUGGAAUGGGACCAAUGCCUUGGACUGUGAAUUCUGAAAUAUAUCCCCUUUGGGCAAGAAGCACAGGAAAUGCAUGUUCAUCUGGAAUAAAUUGGAUUUUCAAUGUUCUGGUUUCAUUGACAUUUUUACACACAGCAGAGUAUCUUACAUACUAUGGAGCCUUCUUCCUUUAUGCUGGAUUCGCUUCGGUGGGUCUCCUUUUCAUCUACGGCUGUCUUCCUGAGACCAAAGGGAAAAAAUUAGAGGAAAUUGAAUCACUCUUCGACAACAGGCUAUGUACAUGUGGUGCUUCAGAUUCUGAUGAAGGGAGAUAUAUUGAAUAUAUUCGGGUAAAGGGAAGUAACUACCAUCUUUCUGACAACGAUGCUUCUGAUGUGGAAUAAUUAUCAGCUGCUUAUAUAUUCAGUCAUUUAAAGAAACUUGGGAGAGAAGAACAGCAAUUGGUGACCUCACUGCCCUGCUUUUAAUCUGGUUCUUUCCACAGUCUAGUUUGAACAACUUCAUAUCCUAGAAUAUUUGAUUCCAAGGAAGAUACCAUCACAGUGACAUUUUUUUCACACACAGAGAUGUAAAAAAAUUUACGGAGAUUUUAAACUAAUAAUUAUUGAACAAAUGUGUGUAAUUCCUUCCUGAGAUAGUUUGAAAUGAAUAUUGUACCCAGUGAAUUCAGUGAUAUCCUUUUUUCCUAAGACUAUAUAUAAUUAUUAGUGGCAGUUGAGUCAGUGCUAAUCCAGCCAAAUCAUAUAUGUAUGAUAUACUUAUGACAAAGGAUGCUAAAAUAUGGUCCAAAGGUAUUUUCUGUCAAAGCAUGGUCUGUUGGCCCUAAUUUUUCCUAAGGAUGAGGCACUUAUCUGUGAUCAGCUAUUAGAAAAAAAUUCCAUUUAAGUUUUCAACAAAUUCAAAAGUGUCUCCUACAAGGGCACAGCUAUCCUUUGUAUUCUACAUUUUCAUUUCUCUCUCCAAUUCAAAUCUUGAAAAUUCUUCAGCAGCUGACUCUGUACAGAAUCUUUGGAACAUUAUAAAAAGCAGGUCUUUUAAGGUUUAUUUUCCUACAUAUUUUUUGCAUCAGUUGAGAAGUAUACAUUUGCACAGAUUAGCUAGCAAGUUUUGAUAAGUAUAUUUUAUUGCUAGAAAGAAAGAAAAGAUUUUUAUGGACCUUAAAGAUUUUUAACCCUGAGUUAGUCACUUAAGUGUGCAGCUGUAAACACAAAAUAGCACUAGAUCUUCAACUGUAUUUCAGGGUCAGUUUUUGUUCAAGCCAAAAUCCCCUGUAUUCACAACUUCACUCAUCAACUCUGGAUUCCUACUAUUUGUGCCUUCAUUUGUGUUACAUAAAUAGCUUCUAGCAGACUAUUUUCCCCCCUCUUUUAAUCAAAUAAUUUCUGAAACAAGAAAGGAAGGAAGAAAAUCAGCAGCAGAAAUAACCUUGCUGUUAUUUAUGUUUGUUUAAUUAAGCAGUGAGACUUCUAUUUUUCUUAACUUUUUAUUAACUCUUCUUAGGGGAAUUGUCACAUUUUAUUACGUAAUGAUACUUGUCUUUUUUUUUUCUUUUUAAUUCUAAGAGUAUAAACUGGUUUUUAUUUUGCACAUUUUCUCUGACAUUCUCUUAAAAAUAGAUACAUAGAUUUGUCUUUGAGUGUAUCCUUUUUCUCAUGCUUGACUUGGAUUUUUUUCCUUCUUGUCUAAAAACUGGGAUUUUCCAUUGGAACAGAUUAAUGGUUCUCAUAUGUGUCUUUAAGAAAUGUUGACUUACUAUAUUUCUGCAGUAUUUUUUCAAAGUAUUCAUUGGUUUCUAUGCUCAUUCUUCAGUGAAUUCCAAUUUUUGCUCAUAUAUUAAGAACUACAUAGUACGUACAAAAUCACUCACAGAGUACUUAGUUCCAGUGAAAAUAUGAAUGAGUCUUCUGAGGUCAGUUAAGAGUGCAAACAUUUGAUACAUUUUAACAUGUCUCUAAACAUCUAUUAAAUUAUUCUUUGAAGUGAAAGAGUGACUCCAAAUUCAGUAUAUUUCUGCCAGUCUCCAAGAUGGUUUGGUCUCUCUCAAAGUCUGGCUUUAAGAAUGUCAUAAGAACAUUAUGACAAUUAUGACAGCUGAGAAUGUAGCCAAAGAGUUCCAUUCUCUAAAGCUAAAAAUCCUUCCACCAAAAAAGAGUUUUCUCCCUUUGAUCAUUUCACGUAAUUAAAAAUGUAUAUAUUUUUGAGAGCUUUUUUCCUUGAAUUAGGUGCUCUGACAAUUGAUUUCUAAGGGGAUAUUAAUUUUGAUUUUCCCCAGAAAAGCAGAUGUGCUUUAACACAGAAAGUUAUUAUUCUAUUGAUAUUUCUUAUCCCAUAAGAAAUUUCUUAUUUGUAUAAUAUUUCACACAGGUAAAAUGAAAUGGAAAAUGAACUAUUGUAUGAUAAAAUCAGAAUAUAAUGUGGAGAAAAAGUAUUUAAACCCAUAAAGUGAUCUCUUUAGAAAUUUGUUUUCCUGAUUUAUCUAACUAAUUCCCACAAUUCUUCUGUUUAUUGUGUACAUGGCCUUAACUAUAUGCUUAUACGCAGCUGAGCUGAAUGCACAGUAACUUUAUUAAAGGAGCAACUGGGCUCUUUAUAGCAGAACAUGGCCUGUUCUCCCUGGCAUAAGUAAAUGGUGUUUUCAACUUUAUAUCCAUAAAUGCACAUAAUAACAGGGAAAAAUAGCCACAGUUCUUGUCUUCUAUUCUCAAUUCCUUCUAUAAAGGACUACUUGUUAUUUAUAUAGUGAUAAAAAUAAUAUUCCAUAUCUUUGAAGUACAAGACAGAGAGACACAGUAUAAGAAUUAUUUAUAAUUUUUUAAUGACAACUACUUGAAAAGGAACCUUAUAAAAUUAGGGUAUUUUUUUUAGAUUCAGUGAACAUUUAUAGUAUAUUAAAAAUUAAGUAUUUGAAUUUGAAGGUUUUUUAAUAUUAUGCACCUUCUAAGUUAUCAGCAUCUUUGGCUACCACUGUCAACUUGAAAACAUUCCAUUUGAAAUAUCAUCAAAUAUAUAUUUUAUAGGAAAAUUUAUAUAUGCUAUGAUUUGAUCUAUCAUAUUAAAACACAUUAAGCAUCACACUUUUAGCUGAAAUAUGUUCCCUUAUAAACAUGCUAUAAAAUUAAUAGAAGUAUAUUGUGAUUUAGGAAAAUAUAGGGAAGAUGGUCAUAGCCUCUACUGAGGCCUAGCUGGAUGGCUGGUAAGAUAUGCACUAGACUUAAGAGAGUAUAACAUUUCAUUUGCAUCUGAACACAUAGGGCCGAAUGUUAAAAUCAGAUAGAUUUUAGAGAUUAGGUAUUAAUAUUUUUCUUAAAUGUAAAAUUCCUGAUAAUUUUGAUUGUUGCACCUUAGUCAAUAAUUACCCAAAACAUGAUUUUAAUGUAUAUAUAAAAGAUCUAAACUAAAAUUAGAUUAAAAGGUAUUAUUUCCACUUGAAAUUUUAUCACCAGUAAUAUGCAGUAGUUAGUUCCCAGAUGGAAAAUGCUGAGAGUAAUGUGAUCAAGUACUUUUCAUAUUUUUAUUUUACCACUGAACCAUUUUAGUGUGUAAGAGUCUUAAUAUUGUUUCUUAAGUUAUUCACUCUAAAAUGGAAAAUCUGCUAAAGUAGAGAAUUUAGAAACUGUUUACUAUAAUUUCAAAAUCAGUUAUCCAGAGGAAGAAUUAACAGAGAAAAAUAUGUUGAUAACUUAUCCUUUUGCCUUUAUAUCAGAAAGUAGAAUUGAAAUGCAUUAUAAUAAUCCAUAGAUCUUGGAGGAAGGGUAUUCUAGAAAAUUUUCUUCAUGGCAUCUAAGAAAAUCUCACUAGUCUCAUUAGCUUAAUGACACUAAUAUAUUUUAUAAAUGCUGUAAUACAGUAAGAGAGGUGGGAGCAUUCUUUUGACUUUCUUUCAUCAGUAAUUAAGAAUAAUAAAAUUAAUAACGUGUUUUAUUAUAAUUAUUUUACUAUUCUCCUAGUUAUGAAAUCGCAAAUUACACUAAGCACCUAGCAACUAACAUUUAUACAGUUGUUGUGUCAGUUUUAAGUUGCCACAUUCAGACAUUUUCAGUAACUACAAAUAAAAAAUGACAUACCAUGCCAGAGGCAGAGAAUUCAUAAUAUGUACUUUAUACCAAAAUGUAUUGAGUUUUGGAUAAAUUGUACAACUUAUGUGUGGCUUCUGCCUAUUAAAAGACUCAGAAUUGUUCUCUGGAUUAAUUUUAGCAUCCUGUUUUCUGUUGCUUUCUGUUUUCUUAGCCUCAUGUACAAUAAUGUUAACCUAAUUUGAUGAAGUGAUCCAGGUUGUAGCAGCGUAUCAAUUUCAGUAUCUUCAGUCCUUCCGGGUGAGCAAUAUUGCUGCUAUUUUCUAGAAAUAGCAAUCAUUUUAAAAUGCCAACAGCUAACUGCUCCCAACUCUCUUAAAGAUCAUCUCUUAGAGAAGGAGAUUUUUGUGUGCCAGUAAUCAUCAGAGAGAGAUUUCGUAAGUGUUAAUGAUGUUCAGAAAUACAUGAAAAAAUUUUAUAUCAUAAUUUGCUUGUGAGUGUAAAACAAUACAAUUCUCAUAAGUCUUUACUUUUUAUGUAUAAAACAGAGUUUGUUACACUUGAGUGAUUUGGUCUGUGGAAUGUUAAGUAUCUAUUUUCAUUUAGCAGUAAUAUUCAGCUUUUGAUUUUAGACAGUUAAGACUGUGCAUUUGAUUUUAUCAUAUCAAUAUAAUGAGAAAAAGAAACAUAGCUUACAAGUACUAAAAAUUAAAAACCACAAAUAUUUUGUAAAAUUUUAGCAAAUUUACCAUUAUUCCAUCUCAUUUGAAGGUUAAAAAAUGAGACUCAACUCUCGCCAAAGUAGAAAUUUAUGUUCUACAUGUCCAAACUGGUUCCUAACAGCUUUUGGACUAUAUUUCACUUGAUGUUAUAGUAUCUUUUAUUUGUACAAACUGUUCAAAUUUCUAUUUAAAAGCUCUGAUAUACAUCUAGAUUAAAUGGAAACACAGUUUUGUGCUUUAAAAUAUGUUUUCAAAAUGUAUAUUUUAAUUUCCAAGAGUGCAUGUCAUAUAGUGUUUAAUUUCAUGUCUUAACAAAUCCAAUAUAAAUAUUUAUUCCUACAUGUGACGAGAUAUCUCUUAAAAGUUUGAAUAUGUAUCAUUUCCUUCAAAGUCAUUCUAGCUAUAGUUGUAUCAAAGUAUUGUAUAUUUUAUGGAGAUUUAAUGAUGUAUAUGUAAAUGUUUUUUAAGUUAUUUUAUUGAAGUUCAAUCUUUACAUAAAAUUAAAUCUUUUUUUUAAAGUGUCAGUGCCAGAACUGUAAAUGAAAAUAAUCAAAUAAAAGUUAAGACAAUUCACUACUCA
Odocoileus virginianus texanus is the source of this 5994-nucleotide messenger RNA. The record is from RefSeq and is a predicted model, not a curated record. NCBI's taxonomy places the organism in Eukaryota, Metazoa, Chordata, Mammalia, Artiodactyla, Cervidae.